Molecule: messenger RNA, 1659 nt
Organism: Candida tropicalis MYA-3404
Lineage: Eukaryota; Fungi; Ascomycota; Pichiomycetes; Serinales; Debaryomycetaceae
Gene: MDR1
Product: Mdr1p
Exons: 1
Coding region: 1-1659 (552 amino acids)
Biological process (GO): xenobiotic detoxification by transmembrane export across the plasma membrane
Cellular component (GO): membrane
Molecular function (GO): fluconazole transmembrane transporter activity; xenobiotic transmembrane transporter activity
Source: RefSeq, a predicted model, not a curated record
AUGCAUUAUAGAUUUUUCAGAGACAGUUUUGUUGGUAGAAUGGUUUACCAUUUAUCCAAACAUAAAUAUUUCAGUCAUAAAGAAGAAUCCCCUGAUUAUAUCGUUCCAGAGAAAUAUCUUUCUGAGUUCAAACAAUUACCUAGAUCAGAAUCAAAUCAAGAAAAUUUCGAUAAAGAUAAAGAAUCUGAUUUAGAAAACGCGUCUAAUUCAACAGCAACUGGAGAUGUUGAUGAUGGUAAAAUAAUUGUUACUUGGGAUGGUGAUGAUGAUCCUGAAAAUCCACUUAAUUGGCCAUUUUAUCAAAAAGCUUUUUUUAUUUUCCAAAUUUCAUUCUUGACUACUUCUGUAUAUAUGGGUUCUGCAGUUUAUACUCCUGGUAUUGAAGAAUUAAUGCAUGAAUUAGGUGUUGGUAGAGUUGUUGCUACUUUGCCAUUAACAUUAUUUGUUCUUGGUUAUGGAUUAGGUCCAAUGAUAUUUAGUCCAAUGUCUGAAAAUGCCAUUUUCGGUAGAACUUCAAUUUAUAUUGUUACAUUGGCUAUAUUUGUCAUUUUACAAGUUCCAACAGCUUUGGUGAAGAAUAUUGCAGGAUUAUGUAUUUUACGUUUCUUGGGUGGAUUUUUUGCAAGUCCUUGUUUAGCCACUGGUGGUGCUAGUGUUGCUGAUGUUGUUAAUUUUUGGAAUGCUCCAAUUGGUAUUAGUGUAUGGAGUCUUGGUGCUGUUUGUGGACCUUCAUUGGGUCCAUUUUUUGGAUCAAUUUUAACAGUUAAAGCAGGCUGGAGAUGGACUUUUUGGUUUAUGUGUAUUAUUAGUGGAUUUUCAUUAUUCAUGUUGGCAUUCACCCUUCCUGAAUCUUUCAGUAAGACUUUAUUGCGUCGUAAGGCUCAACGUUUAAGAGCAGUUACUGGUAAUGAUAGAAUCACUAGUGAUGGUGAAGUUGAAAAUUCCAAAAUGACAACUCAUGAAUUGAUUGUUGAUACUUUAUGGAGACCAUUGGAGAUUACAAUCAUGGAACCGGUUGUUUUGUUGAUUGAUAUUUACAUUGCUAUGGUUUACAGUAUUCUUUAUCUUUUCUUUGAAGUUUUCCCAAUUUAUUUUGUUGGAGUUAGAGGAUUUACUUUGGUUGAACUUGGUACCACUUUCUUUUCCGUGUUGAUUGGUAUUGUUGUUGCCUGCUCUAUUUACUUGCCUAUCAUCAAACGAAUUUUCACUGAUAGAAUUCUCAGAAAAGAACAGGUUUUCCCAGAAGUUUUCAUUCCAUUAGCUAUAGUUGGAGGUUGUUUGUUAACCGGAGGACUAUUCAUAUUUGGAUGGUCAGCAACUAGAACUACUCAUUGGAUUGGGCCCUUAUUUGGUGCUGCAGUUACCUCAUCUGGAGCAUUUAUAAUUUUCCAAACAUUAUUUAAUUAUAUGGGUGCAUCAUUCCAGCCUAUUUAUAUUGCAUCUGUGUUUGCAUCUAAUGAUUUAUUUAGAUCUACAGUUGCUUCUGUGUUCCCAUUGUUUGGUGCUCCAUUGUUUAAUAAUUUAGCAACGCCAAAUUAUCCUGUUGGUUGGGGUAGUUCAGUUUUGGGAUUCAUUACACUCGUGAUGAUUGCCAUCCCAGUGUUUUUCUAUUUGAAUGGUCCAAAAUUAAGAGCUAGAUCCAAAUAUGCUAAUCAUUAG